Messenger RNA from Dovyalis caffra, 193 nucleotides. NCBI's taxonomy places the organism in Eukaryota, Viridiplantae, Streptophyta, Magnoliopsida, Malpighiales, Salicaceae. The record is from the annotation of a GenBank genome assembly.
UACACAAAUAAUCAAGAAGAAAGAAGAGGCUCCAAAUGUUGAAAGUCAGCAAAACAAUAUAGGAAAGAUUGAAGGAGAAAUUCCAUUUGUACAAAAGUACGAAUUUUCUCUCUCUCAAAAGUUUCUUGCUGAGGUUUGGAAGUCCACCUCUCAACCAAUUAGGGAUGCGAAGGUUUUAAUUUUCCCGCUCUAG